GUGAGCUGCGUCGUGUGUUGAUGACGCUACACGCGUAUGUGUGUUUAUGCAGGAAAUGCAGCAGCGCGGAUUAUUAACACUAUUAUAUUUAAUAAAACAGCAGCAGCAGCAGCGGGUAAACACACCGCCAGCGGGACACGGCUGGUCUUGAGCCCCUGUUUAUGGAGUACAUGCUCCAGUGAAAUGACAGACCAGGGUAAUAAUAAUCAGAACAUCUCUGGAAACCCGUUUGCUGCCCUCUUCAGUUCCAUCGCUGAUGCCAAGCAGUUUGCAUCAGGCCAAAAGUUACAGCAGCAAGCUGACCCACCUUCGGAAGACUCUGGGGAGAGCCAGUCUGAGUCUGAUAAUUCAGUGUCUGACAGCAUAGAGGACAAUGAUGACUCUGUGGCGGAGAUCAGCCGCUCGUUCCGCUCACGGCAGGAGCUCUGUGAGCAGCUCAAUGUCAAUCACAUGAUACAGAGAAUUUUCCUCAUCACUUUGGACAACAGUGACCCCAGUCUCCGAAGUGGUAAUGGCAUCCCCCCACGCUGUGUCUACCUUGAAGAGACGGCAGCAGAUCUUGAUGGCCAAGACUGGCUUGAUAUGGACACAAUAGAACAGGCUAUUUUCAGCAGGCUGCUUUUACUAGAACCUGGGAAUCAUCUCAUCUACAUGACUUCCUGCACUGCAUCGAACCUGUCGGCCGAUCGCGAUGCCGGGGAGAAACGAGCCGUACCGUACCUUUAUGCCUGUUAUCAGCGAGCAAAGGAGGAGGUCACUAAAGUGCCAGAGAAGCUGCUGUCGUACGCUGUACGCUGUAAGAACCUGACCGUCUCCAACGCUCGCACAGUUCUGCUCACCCCGGAGAUCUACAUCAGUCAGAAUGUGUACGAACAGCUCCUGGACCUGCUGCUGGAGGCCGUCAACGGAGCUCAAAUGGAGGAGGUGGUGGAGUUUCUAGAGGAAGUGAUUGUUGGUCUUUUGGCUGAUCAAGAAGUGCGCUCCUUUGGAGAGGUUAUGGUACCGGUGUUUGAUAUUUUCCAAGGCCGAAUUAAAGACUUAGAUCUGUGCCAGCUGCUGCUGUAUUCCUAUCUGGACAUCUUGCUCUACUUCAGCCGACAAAAAGACAUUUCCAAGGUUCUGGUGGAGCAUAUUCAACCCAAAGAUCCAAGCAACGGACUCCAGUAUCAGAAGACUCUUCUCGGCACUGUAUUGAACAUUUCUUGUCUGCUGAAAACUCCUGGAGUCGUGGAAAGCCACGGCUUUUUCCUCAAUCCCUCUCGCUCCAGCCCACAGGAAAUGAAGAUUCAGGAGUCUAAUAUCCAUCAGUUCAUGAGCCAGUAUCAUGAUAAGCUGUACCAGAUUUUGAAGAACCUGCUGCAGCAGUCCACCGAGACCCGUCACCUGCUGCUGUCCUGGCUGGGUAACUGCCUGCAGGCUAACAUGGGGCGGGCCAAAAUCUGGGCCAACCAGAUGCCUGAGAUGUUCUUCCAGAUGUACGCCUCGGACGCGUUCUUCCUGAACCUGGGCGCCGCGCUGCUCAAACUCUGCCAGCCCUUCUGUCGGCCUCGCUCGCCAAAACUCCUGACCUUUAACCCCACCUACUGUGCUCUUAGAGAGCUGAGUGAGGAGGAGAGACGCAACAGGAAUGUUCAUGCCAGAGGUUUAGACAAGGAGACGUGUCUGAUUCCUGUUCCUCCUCAGCAAACAGUGGAAUUUGCUCAGUCCUACAGCCUUCUGACCGAGAACCUGAUCCUCACUCAGCUCACCCUUCACCUGGGCUUCCACAGGCUACAUGAUCAGAUGGUGAAGAUGAACCAGUCUCUGCACCGGCUGCAGGGAACAUGGCGAGAGGCUCAGCUGAGCGGGGGUCCGGUAGCGGAGCAGCUGCGGGAGCAGUUUGAGCGUCUGAUGACGGUUUACCUGUCCACUAAAGCUGCUGCCACCCAGCCGGCCAUGCUCCAGAACUGCCUCAAUCUGCAGGCCUCCUGCGCAGCCCUGCUGGUCCAGCUCAGCCUGGGAAACCAGGGACCCGAGCACGUCCCCCUCUCCUUCCCCCUGCCUCCAAUACACAACAGCCUGCUCUGCUACGUGCCAGAAUUCUUUGCCGAAAACAUGGGCGAUUUCUUCAUAUUCCUCCGGCGGUUUGCUGAUGAGGUGCUGGAGACGUCCUCAGAGAGCUUAGAGCAAGUGCUCAACUUCAUCACUGUGUACAUGGGAAAUGUAGAGAGAAUGAAAAAUCCUCAUUUGCGGGCGAAGCUGGCGGAGGUUCUGGAGGCUGUGAUGCCGCAUAUGGAGUCUGUGUUGCCUGGCGCUCCGCAGCCCAUUAUGUUCCAGAGACAGAGGGUGUUCUGCUCCUACUGUCACGCGCCUCAUCUAGCCGAAGCUCUCAUCACUGUGUUUGUAGACAUCGAGUUCACUGGUGAUCCUCACCAAUUUGAACAAAAGUUUAAUUAUAGGAGACCCAUGUACCCUAUCCUGAAGUACAUGUGGGGAGAGGAGAGCUAUAGGGAGAGCAUUAAGUGUCUGGCCGUUUACGCAUCGGAAAAUCUAGAAGCCAUGAAUCCUCCUCUCUUCCUACGGUUUCUGAACCUGCUUAUGAACGAUGCCAUCUUCUUACUAGAUGAGGCCAUACAGUACUUGAGUAAGAUCAAGCUCCUGCAGCUGGAGCGGGACCGGGGGGAGUGGGAGGGUCUGGCUCCAGACGCCCGCAGGGAGAAGGAGUCCAGUCUGCAGAUGUUCGGACAGCUGGCUCGCUUCCACAACAUCAUGUCGAAUGAGACCAUUGGCACCUUGGCUUUUCUCACAUCUGAGAUCAGAGGUAUAUUUGUGCACCCUUUCCUUGCUGAGAGGAUCAUCUCCAUGCUCAACUACUUUUUACAACACCUGGUUGGGCCGAAGAUGGGAGCCCUGAAGGUGAAGGACUUCAGUGAGUUUGACUUUAAGCCUCAGCAGUUGGUGUCGGACAUCUGUACCAUUUACCUGAACCUGGGUGACGAGGAGAACUUCUGUGCCACUGUCCCGAAGGAUGGCCGAUCGUAUUCCCCAACACUCUUCUGCCAGACGGUUCGAGUCCUGAAGAAAAUCAACAAGCCUGGAGACAUGAUUGUGGCUUUCAGUCUUCUAGCAGAUAAAAUAAAGUCUCUAGCAGACCGGCACCAGCAGGAAGAAGAGACGUACUCGGACGCUCCUGAUGAGUUCUUGGAUCCCAUCAUGUCGACCCUGAUGCUCGAUCCAGUGCUGCUUCCUUCUUCUAACGUUACAGUCGACCGAUCAACAAUAGCACGACACCUGCUUAGUGAUCAGACAGACCCUUUUAAUCGCAGUCCGCUCACCAUGGACCAGAUCAGACCCAACGAGGAGCUCAAGCAGCAGAUCAUGCAGUGGUUGGCUGAGCAUAAGCAGAGGGCCAUGCAGAUGGGACCCAGCGGCUAAUCCACAUAUAUACUACCACCACCCCCAACCCUCAGGCAUGAUCCAGCAGAACUUUAUAUACUGUCUCCCACGUCUACGCCACCGGAGGAGAGCUCUCCACUCGUAGCAGGAAGACCACAGGUCUACUAAACAUGGUGUAGGAAGGGUUUUUUACUGUUAAUGUUAUAGUUGGGGCAAAUACAGCAAAUGAGCAUGAUUUAUUACUGAAGGCUGAUGCAGAAAAUCAGACAAGACAUCUUUGGUGUCUAAAAUUUGCUUUAAAUUAAGUUCAAAACAGGACAUGCUAGGCUACACUUGCUAACAAACACUGCAGUCAGACUGUUAGCAAACUCAUCUUUGUAAAUACAUGCCCAAAGAUGUAUUUUAAUACAUUAACAAAUAUUCAAAAAAGACUUUGUUUGCUUAAAAAUACGUAAUCUACUCAUAAAUAACUACGAGAACUACUUCCAGCACAAAUAGAAGCAGAAUAGUAGCUCAUUACAAAGUAGGACAUUAUGUAGUAAAUACAGCUCUCGAAAAUAAAAUAAGAGAGCACUUAAAAAUGAUGAGUUUCUUUGAUUUUACCAAAUUAAAAACCUCUGGAAUAUAAUCAAGAGGAAGAUGGAUGAUCACAAACCAUCAAACCACCAAACUGAACUGCUUGAAUUUUUACACCAGGAGUAAAGCAGCAUAAAGUUAUCCAAAAGCAGUGUGUAAGACUGGUGGAGGAGAACAUGAUGCCAAGAUGCAUGUUGAUGAAAACUGUGAUUAAAAACCAACCAGGAUUAUUCCACCAAAUAUUGAUUUCUGAACUCUUAAACGUAGGUUCAUUUACACUUGCAAUUUUAAAUGUGGCUUUGUCUCAAGGUUUAAACAAGGUCUUACAUGUAUAUACAUAGGUCUAUCCAUACUGUUUAAUACUAAACAAAUAAAUGAAUUUUUGAGCAUGUAUUUACAAAGAUGGGGUGACAGUCUAAGUGCAGUGAUUAAAAAGUUAUUGUAACCUAGCCAGUUGUCCAGUUUUUAACUUAAAAAACGUCAGAUAUCAAACAUUCCUUUGCUGAUCGCUCAUUUUAAUGUUUAUCAGUUUAAUUUUUUUGACCGUUUCAGGCUAAAUUUGAACAGAAUAGAAAAUUGGGUAUAAAACUACUUUAUUUUAUUUACUUUGGUGAAGAAGACGAAAUUGGUCUGUUUUUCUGAUCUUUAGUGUCAUUUCUGCCUUUCUCUAACAGUAUUAAAAAAUUGAGAAUUUUUUUUUUUUUUUUUUUUUUUUUUAGAUAAUUAAAAUUUUUGCAUCUUGUAAUAAAAAAAUCUGAUGGUAUAAUGCAACUUAUUUUGGUUACUAGAUGAAAAAAUCUGAAAAUUCAGAUAAGAUUUUUAAUUUUUGUGAAAAUUCUAAUUUUCUGAGGUGCAGAAAUACAGAAAAUAGAAAAAUAAAAAAAUGGGAGGAGUUAAAUAAUAAAGAGGUUUUAACCUUAAUUUUCUAUUUUCAAAUUUAGCCUUAAUCGUUCAGACAAUUGAAUUGAUAAAUGUUAAAUUGAUAAGCGUUAGACUGACCCUGAUCGACUGCAUCUAGACUCAGUGAUCAAACCUGUUCAUUUGUAUUGAUUUUUUUUUUAUGAAAUGCGCCUUUCUGGUAAAGCAGCACACAUCUGUAGCAUUUAAGCUUCUGUUUUCUCUUUAAAGCUCUUCUGAACAUCGACUGCUCUAAAAACCUGGACAUAUAUAAACUCAUCAGAUAUAUAACAGGAUUCCUGGACACCCAGCUUUUAUAUACCGCUACUCUUCUUAUCACUUUUAUUUUGCAAUUUGCCUUGUUACGAAUUUUCAACCCCUGCAGAAAUUUAUGAUAUGAUUUGUGUGUAGAAACAGUAUGCAGAUCUUUGAGAAUAAAUGUGAAAUGUUGUGAAA
This is a messenger RNA of Astyanax mexicanus (Mexican tetra), 5304 nucleotides long. RefSeq names its product ubiquitination factor E4A (UFD2 homolog, yeast) (gene ube4a). NCBI's taxonomy places the organism in Eukaryota, Metazoa, Chordata, Actinopteri, Characiformes, Acestrorhamphidae. Gene Ontology annotation, biological process: protein polyubiquitination. The record is from RefSeq and is a predicted model, not a curated record. The coding region runs from base 37 to 3414 and encodes 1125 amino acids. Gene Ontology annotation, molecular function: ubiquitin-ubiquitin ligase activity. Gene Ontology annotation, cellular component: nucleus; cytoplasm; ubiquitin ligase complex. The transcript is spliced from 20 exons.